AAAUAUUGUACGGUAGACAUCCCAGAGAUGCCCCCAUGCAGUUUCAAACCAGAGGAAUACAAGGGUAUGUCCAAAGAGCAGAUGAUGGAGAUCCGCAAGCAGAACUGCAACCCCAUGACCAUGAAGAUAACUUACUAUAAGAAGCCCGUGUUCAUCCACCAGGGCUACAUGCAGUGGCUGUGGGAUGUGGAUGGGAAGCGAUAUUUGGAUUUAUUUGCCGGUGUGGCUACCGUCAGUGUGGGCCACUGCCACCCAAAAGUCACAGCUGUGAUACAGAAGCAGCUGAAGAAACUGUGGCAUACUACUAACAUCUACAUCCAUCCUGAACUGCAUGAGUAUUGUGACAAACUCGCCUCCUACUUACCAGAUCCUCUUAAGGUGAUUUAUCUGACCAACAGCGGCUCGGAAGCCAAUGAGCUUGCAAUGCUGAUGGCUCGCCUUCACACUGGCAACUUUGAUAUAAUCACCUUCAGGGGAUCAUAUCAUGGUGGAAGCCAACAGACCGUGGGUCUUACUGCAAACUCAUCUUACAAGUUCCCCAUUGCCACAAGUUCAGGAUGUAUACAUACCAUGUGCCCUGAUGUGUUUAGAGGUCCUUGGGGAGGAAGCUACUGCAGGGACUCUCCUGUGCAGACCAUCAGACAGUGUAGCUGUGCUCAAGGUGCUUGCAUAGCAAAUAAACAUUACAUUGAACAGUUAGAAGAGACAUUUGCUACCAGCGCUCCAAGUCAAAUUGCAGCUUUCUUUGGAGAGCCUAUUCAGGGCAUGGGAGGAGCUGUACAGUACCCGAAAAACUAUCUCAAGGAAGCUUACAAACUUGUAAGACAGAGAGGAGGAAUCUGCAUUGCUGAUGAGGUCCAGACUGGAUUUGGCCGAACGGGAAGCCACUUUUGGGGUUUCCAAGGUCAUGAUGUCAUUCCUGACAUGGUUACAAUGGCAAAGGGUAUUGGCAAUGGAUUCCCAGUGAGAGCUGUUGUUACCACACAAGAAAUUGCUGCUUCCUUUGUGAAAGCCUCCCACUUCAACACAUUCGGAGGAAAUCCCUUGGCGUGUGCCGUUGCUUCAUCAGUUCUCGAUACUAUCAGAGAGGAUAGCACUCAGCACAACAGUCUUCAUGUGGGGACCUAUCUGAUGACGCAAAUGGCUGAACUCAGAGACAAAUAUGAGAUUAUCGGUGAUGUCCGUGGAAAAGGCCUCCAGAUCGGCGUGGAAAUGGUUAAAGACAAGGGCAGCAGAGAGCCGCUGCCUCCUGAAGCAAUGAGUGAGAUCCUUGAGGACAUCAAGGACAUGGGAGUCCUGAUAGGCAAAGGAGGAGUGUACGGACAGACCUUCCGCAUACAACCCCUCAUGUGCAUCACGAGGGAGGAUGUAGAUUUCUUCCUGGCGGUGUUUAAUAAAGCAAUCUCGGGCUACACGGACAGAAAAUGA
Pelmatolapia mariae (spotted tilapia) is the source of this 1428-nucleotide messenger RNA. RefSeq names its product alanine--glyoxylate aminotransferase 2, mitochondrial-like. Gene Ontology annotation, molecular function: L-alanine:glyoxylate transaminase activity; pyridoxal phosphate binding. Gene Ontology annotation, biological process: glyoxylate catabolic process. Gene Ontology annotation, cellular component: mitochondrion. The record is from RefSeq and is a predicted model, not a curated record. Lineage: Eukaryota; Metazoa; Chordata; Actinopteri; Cichliformes; Cichlidae.